AUGCCCCGUAUACACGCGCCAGAGGAAUCUGAUGAGGAAGCCCGGCUUCUCCUUUUGCAGUUUAUGAGAGGCCCCUCCCACCAAAUACGAGGACCUCCAGCUGGAAGUCGCAGUGAUCAAAACCUUGCCCCAGAAGAUUGCUCCAGUAUUGGGGAGGAUAUUCAGAAAAGCGUUAAAAAGCGUGGCCGGCGGCCUAAGACGUCUAAGACGCGUGUUGAAGCUAGAUCAUCACCAGUGAUCACUGGCGAGCAACGCAUGACAUCCAGCACACCGCAAACACCGGAUCCCUUGUACUUUCCCCAGCAGGAUAGGCAAAAUACUGCAUCGUCACCUGGAGAUGGACAUAGAAUAUCUAGUAACCGACGCUCUAGGCGUGCAAGGACAGGCCCGAACAACUAUUACGAUAAGACCAACUACUUGGGGUUCGGCUCCGAUGAAGAAGUCAGCGAAAGCUCUGCCAGGCCGUCUCCUACCACAUCCCGACAGCCCCGGUUUCCUAACAUUGCACCUGAACCAAAAACUUCGUCAUGCUCUCAUGAUCGAAAUGAGCAGGCCCAUGUCAUCUAUUCUGCACCUCAUGUCCAGAUUCUCAAGUCGUCGUUCUCAACUCUAGAUGAUUUGAGUGUAUCGGAGCGUGCUUGCUACUCAUCAGUGCGUAGCCCAUCAGAGUACGCCUUGAAGUAUCUGAGCAAGCCGCCGCUGGCCGAUGAGAUUCUCCAUGUUGACUUUGACAGAACCGAAACGGCAGCUGUCUUGGACUUGUUCUCGUUCUACGGCUUUCAGAAAUACGAGAAGAUCGAAAUCGCGCUUUCGGAUCAGGUUAUCCAGGCUGCUCAUAUCUAUGAUAUCUCACAGAGGGGCUCUGAGAAGAUUUGGUGGGUAUGUGAGCUUGCGCAGAUCAUAUCCACUCAGGGAAUCGAGGGAAUAGAUGAUAGCCAUAAAUGGCUUCUAGAAGUGAUGGCACCUAACCAAAAAGACAAGCAAAAACGACAAGCCAGACGCCUGGUAAAGAAAAUUUUGGGGUUAGCCCAGGACACUUCUCAACAUAGUCCAUUGCUCUUUUCUGAAGAUCAGCUUUGGGGGUUGUCCAGGGUCCUACCCUCCGCUCUGGUGCUCAGACGGCGUGGACCUACUGAUAUAGACUCAUUUAUUGCUGAUGCAAGAAGAGGCUGCCUUCCAUCCAACCCUUGUGUUAUAAAAGCUACCGCAUCGGGGUCAGGAUGCGUAGAGAUGAGUGGGUCGUUGAACAAAAUCUUGCAGCGCCGUGAGCUGGGGCAUCGUGUAAACCGUCAGCUUCAUUCCACUAUCAACGAAGGUUUUAGGCUUGCAAAAACUUGGAGAGAUGCCUCGAAUGAUGUGAUUGUCCUGGCUUGGGCACCUGAUGGCACGAAAUUUGCCGCAGGCGCGACAGCACAAUGUGACGAGCAUAAUAUGCAAUAUAACCGAAAUAAUAAUCUAGUUGUUGGUGAUGUUGUCAACAAUAUUUUGAUGGAAAUGCCAGACCAUUAUGUCCUUCGGCCCCCAGGUAGGACCGCAGCAAGCCGGACUCUUCAUGAUCCCCGUCUCUGGAUGAGCGUUACUUCCGUCGAGUGGUGGGAAGAUGCACUCUUUACUGCUAGCUACGACAAUACAGUGAAGAUAUGGAAUGCUUCCGGUCGAGAUAUAUCGUGCCGCAAAACUCUUCAGCAUGACUCCAAGGUGGAGGUUAUGGCUCGCUCCCUUUAUGAACGGAAUUUGCUCGCAACCGGCACACGCUCAAUAGGGCUUUGGACAUUGGCAGAGUCAACUCACAAUCUCCUAGAGCUGCCUAGGGCGCGAUCCAAAAAGGACAGAGAGCUGGUACCUACUUCUUUAGCAUGGGGAACCAUUAAGGAGACCGGAAAUAUUCUGCUUGCCGGGAUGUGUGAAAAGGGUGACGGUACACUGCAGACAGGUCUGUUGGCAGGCUGGCGAAUAGGCGAGGCAUCAAUAACACCUAUGCAAUUUUCCCCAAACUCUCAGAACAUGUUUGACAUUAAAUGGCAUCCCACCUUGCCAAUGUUUGCAGCAGCAACAUCGAUAGGUCAUGGCCCUGCCAACAAGGCCUACAAGGAUACCAGAUCCCUAGUCCGAAUGUAUCAACCCUUGUCAUCGAAAGUCUGCACCAUGGAGUUUGAGUGUCCGGCGCUAGAUAUCAACGACGCCCAUAUUUGCCCCAUGAACCCAAGUUACGUGACAGCCAGCUGCACUGAUGGAGUUACCUAUGUUUGGGACCAUCGACGCCCAGACCGAAUUCUUCACAAGCUCCAACACGGAGAGCCCCUAAAUCAGAUAGAUGAAACAAUCAGCAGGGAGCAAGCCGAUGUUGGUGUCCGUUUGUCUCUAUGGGGUGAUCGAAUUGACGAGUUCUACACUGGGUCCUCCGACGGAGUUUUAAAGAGAUGGGAUAUUCUUAGAGCCCCGGAAGAUGUGCUCGUCCAAGAUACGGCCAGAUUUGACGAGGAGAUUAUGUGCGGUGCCUUUUCCAACGAUAAGUCCAAUCUGUUGGUCGGCGAUGCUGCUGGGGGCGUCCGUCUCUUAUCACCCGGCCCCUUUACAAGCAAUGGGGGUCUUUCUAUGGAGUUCAAGCCUUCGUCGUUACAGCCUCAAUUGCAGAUGCGUCCUGAUGGGCAUGUAUCUAACCCUGAGUCAGGUAUUAAGGCAGGUGCAGAUCUCCUGGAGUCCGGGAAGCUCACCAGGCACCCGAUAUUCGGAGUUGGACAAGGACCAUACUAUGAUGGCCCCUUUGCAGCCUGGGCUCGUCCAGAAAACAUCCCUGAGUGUGAGAUUGCACAAGCCCGCUUGAAGGAAGAGGUGCAGCUACGGCAACUUGAAGGUCCGCCCCCGGAAUGCAGGAUCGGGUUAGAUACAGCGUCCCAGCAGGAUGUUAACGCGCAGAUCAAGCUCGCACCUAUUCGGAACAAGCGGCGCUAUCAGAACAAAAGAACACGAGAUGGGCUUGCAGAGCCUCUUGCAUAUGGCAGGACAAAUGCCGUUAAUCUCGUUGGCGAUGUACCCGACGAAUUCAAGCGCAGGUUACAUCAUGUUGUAUCACCACCAGGUUCUAUGCCACCGAACACUGAGGUCAUUGAACUAGUCGGGGACACUGACACGGAAUGGAAGACCGGCUCGAAUGUUAUCCAUUUCGCUGGAUUCAAAACGGCCCUAGAAGAAGUAGAAGAGGAACUCGAGGAAGACUUCUGGUGGCCGCCCAGUGGCACCAUCGAUGCAAACAUCCGAGAAGUUGACGGUAUUUAG
Aspergillus welwitschiae is the source of this 3276-nucleotide messenger RNA. RefSeq names its product WD repeat protein. Gene Ontology annotation, molecular function: protein binding. Bases 1 to 3276 code for a protein of 1091 amino acids. Gene Ontology annotation, biological process: regulation of actin cytoskeleton organization; TOR signaling. Gene Ontology annotation, cellular component: TORC1 complex; TORC2 complex. The transcript has a single exon. The record is from RefSeq and is a predicted model, not a curated record. Lineage: Eukaryota; Fungi; Ascomycota; Eurotiomycetes; Eurotiales; Aspergillaceae.